Entamoeba invadens IP1 is the source of this 597-nucleotide messenger RNA. RefSeq lists its product as hypothetical. The record is from RefSeq and is a predicted model, not a curated record. The transcript has 3 exons. Gene Ontology annotation, molecular function: GTP binding; GTPase activity. Lineage: Eukaryota; Evosea; Mastigamoebida; Endamoebidae. Bases 1 to 597 code for a protein of 198 amino acids.
AUGAAUCAUAACGAACGCUCUCUUAAAGUACUGUUACUUGGUGAGUCUGGUGUAGGGAAGUCUGCUAUUUGUCACAGACUCUGUAAAGAUUCUUUCACUGAUAUUUAUACCUCGACAAUAGGUGUUGAAUACGCACCAAAGUACAUCGACUUAGAAAACAACACAUUGAAAGUCCAACUGUGGGAUUCGGCGGGACAAGAAAGAUUUAAAAACAUCACACGUUGUUAUUACCGCUCAACGAAUGGUGUGAUAUUAGUCUUCGACAUGACACAACGAGAAAGUUUUAACAAAGUUGUGGAAUGGUACGACGAUGUGAUGAGCAAAUCCGAAGGAAGUCGUCCAGUCGUGUACAUUGUUGGAAACAAGAGUGAUCUUUCCGAUAAAAUCUGUGUGAGUGAGAAGGAGAUUGACAAAUUGUCGGAACGACUGAACUCGGCAAAAACAUUUUUCUGCUCUGCAAAAAGUGGUAAAAAUGUUAUUGCAAUUUUUAGGCAACUCGCUGCAGAUAUGGUGUUAAAAGAGGAAAAAGUCUGCUUUGAAGAGCCGGAAACGGUAAAUGAAAGUACAUGCAGGCUAAAUGUUUGCACUAUUGUAUAA